CAUUGCCUGACGUACAGUCAUGGAUCAAACCUCUUCUUUCAACCAAAACUAACAUACGAGACCCCGGACUCCCUUCUCUACCUACAAUGUCAUCACGCAACAUCGGUGCUUCGGCGCCUGAGGCCGCCUUUGACGAGAAGGCCCUGAACGACAAUCUCGAAGCACAGCAGACAUCGACAACCUCCAAGGCCAGCUCCCACGACUCCCACCACGACAGCAGCAGCAGUGACGAUGAAGACGACGUCCGCACAGCAGCCAUCCGCUCCCCAAGAUCCCAGCGCCAGAGCGGCGACAAGUCCACCACGGCCAAUGACACCACCGCCGCUGCUGACGGCGGCAACAACCCUCUGACGACGACUCGGACCAACCAGACCUCCCGCUCUCGCACCUCGUCCACCCUGCGCCGCACAACCAGCAAUGCCCUCGCCGCCGCCCUCUCCCGCAUCACCACCCGCGACUGGCCGGAGCCCCCGCCCCCGCCGGACGGCGGCCUCAAGGCCUGGACCCAGGUCGCCUGCGGCUGGCUCGUCAUCUUCACCACCUGGGGCUACGUCAACAGCUUCGGCGCCUUCCAGACAUACUACACGGCCACCCUCGCCCCGCAGGGGAUCCCGCCGUCGACCAUAUCCUGGAUCGGGUCCGUGCAGAUCUGGCUCACCCUGAUCGUCGGUGUGUUCUCCGGACGCCUGCUGGACGCGGGCUGGUUCAUCCCCACGUUCUUUGUGGGCGCGGUGAUCCAGGUGCUCGGCAUGUUCCUGAUGAGCCUCUCCGGGGACAGCUACUGGCAGCUCAUGCUCACGCAGGGCGUCAUGACGGGCAUCGGCGGCGGCAUCUUCUUCACGCCCUCCGUCGCCCUCGUCACCACCUACUUCCAGGCCCGCAGGGGCCUCGCCGUCGGCCUCGUCACGGUCGGCAACAGCGCGGGCGGCAUCAUCUACCCCGUCGUGGUCAGGGAGCUGAUCCCAAAGGUCGGGUUCCCCUGGACCGCGCGGGUGCUGGCGUUCAUCAACCUCGGCGCGCUGUCCGUGGUGUUCGCUUUCAUGCGGCCGCGCCUCCCGCCGCGCCAGUCGGGCCCCAUCAUCGACUGGACCGCCAUCAGGGAGCCCGUGUAUGUCGCGUUUGUCGUCGCCUUCUUUGCGCUGAUGUGGGGCAAUUACUUUACUUUUUACUAUAUCGCUUCCUAUGGUCGCGAGGUGCUCGGUCUAGACUACGCCGCGGCGUCGACCCUCGUCAUGAUCAUCAACGGCGUCGGCAUGCCCUUCCGGGUCCUGUUCCCCUGGCUCAGCGACCGCUGCGGGACCAUCAACGUCAUGCUGCCCGUCGCCGCCGUCUGGGCCAUCGUCGCGUUCUGCUGGCUCGCCGUCCCCGACGUCAAAGGGUACUACAUCUACACCACCUUUUAUGGCAUCUGUUCCGCCGGCUUCCAGAGCAUGUUCCCCACCAUCAUCGCCAGCAUCACCAAGCGGCUCGACAUGACGGGCACGAGACUCGGCAUGGCGUUUGGUGUCACGUCGAUGGCAGCGCUGACAGGUCCGCCGCUGGGAGGCGCUAUUCUGGCUGCUGGCGGCGGUAGCUACACAGGGGCGCAGGUGUGGGCCGCAUGCAUGACCACAAUCGGCAUGUCGUGUGUGGCAUUUGCAAGGUUCAAAGCGGCUGGCUUGCAGGUCAAGAUCAAAUGCUAGAGAGCGGUGAAGAUAUAAAUAUGCUGCGUCCUUUAUCAUAAUGUUGACCUUUGGCAGAAUAAGGAGAUACCGUCUAAUCAUAAUGUAACCGUAAUGUCGACUGAGCCGAGUAACUGAUCAGUACCACAUGUUGCGACCUGAGCGUGACUAGUGGAGAAUUGAUGUCAUCUUGACGUCGAUGUCGUGUUGAGGACGAGCUCGUGAAACGUUGGGUCCAUGCUUGACUGAACCAAAGGACUACCUUUCGAUGGGAGACAUCGGCUUCGCGGCGCUAC
Messenger RNA from Microdochium trichocladiopsis, 1957 nucleotides. RefSeq names its product major facilitator superfamily domain-containing protein. The transcript has 2 exons. The coding region runs from base 87 to 1682 and encodes 531 amino acids. NCBI's taxonomy places the organism in Eukaryota, Fungi, Ascomycota, Sordariomycetes, Xylariales, Microdochiaceae. Gene Ontology annotation, molecular function: transmembrane transporter activity. The record is from RefSeq and is a predicted model, not a curated record. Gene Ontology annotation, cellular component: fungal-type vacuole membrane. Gene Ontology annotation, biological process: transmembrane transport.